GUUCAGAAAGUGGGGAAAGUGGGGCCGUGGAGAGAGGCGCUGAGGGGCGGCUUUCACAGGGCAGGGCUGAUGUCUGUGGGGUUAUAGAAGCAGACAGAGCGGGGCGCUGGUGACGCCUGAAGAGGAAGAGGAGGGGGAGGAUGAUGAUGAAGAAGAAGAUGAUGAUGAUGAUAAUUUCGCGUGUGUCAUGGCAAACGGAACCGGCACGAUCAUGUUGAAGUGCGUGGUGGUCGGCGACGGCGCCGUUGGUAAAACUUGCCUGUUGAUGAGCUACGCCAACGACGCCUUCCCUGAGGAAUAUGUGCCCACUGUCUUCGACCAUUACGCAGUGAGCGUGACAGUGGGAGGAAAGCAGUAUCUCCUUGGGCUGUAUGACACUGCGGGUCAGGAGGACUAUGAUCGUCUCCGGCCUCUGUCUUACCCCAUGACGGAUGUCUUCCUCAUUUGCUUCUCAGUGGUGAACCCUGCCAGCUUCCAGAACGUGAGGGAGGAGUGGGUGCCUGAGCUGCAGGAGUAUGCUCCUAAUGUCCCGUACCUCCUCAUCGGCACUCAGAUUGACCUAAGAGAUGACCCUAAGACCAUCACAAAGUUAAAUGAUGUGAAGGAGAAGCCUAUUGUGACAGAACAGGGGCAAAAGCUGGCAAAGGAGAUUGGUGCCUGCUGUUACGUGGAGUGCUCAGCGCUAACGCAGAAAGGCUUGAAGACAGUCUUUGAUGAGGCCAUUAUCGCCAUUCUGGCUCCAAAGAAGGGGGCAUUAAAGCGACGCCUCGGUCCGCGCUGCAUCAACUGCUGUCUGAUCACGUGAGCAGCGUGUCACCCCAGUUCUAGGGCAUUUCGGGGAGUGAGAGAUAGAGCACAUACCCCACUGUUGAUGGAGGGGAGAUUUUCAAGAACAACUGUCAACCAGAACCUGAACUGUUCAUAAACAGAUGACAAAAAAAUAGAAACACAUAUUGAAGUAUGGGAGGAGAAGUACGGACACAAAAUCUUUCACUGCUCGGAAAAUGAGACUCAUUCUGUCAUGAGCAACGGGAGGGAGUGAGCAAGGACGACUGACAAAAAGAACGUCAGCAUUCGACAGCAACAAGUGACCUACAAAAACACUAAACAUGAAUGAGACAACACAAGAACAAAUGACAUUGACUUUCUCAACACUGAAGCACAGAAAAGGAAAACUUUCCAGGGAGAGACGUUGAAUGGCACAGUGGAACAUUCAUGAAAAUCGAAAACAAUUCAUUUGUAUUUCUUGUUGCUUCUGUACGCAUGUGUGGAAAAAAUCCCAGACAGCCUAAAGAGCACAACCAAACCCAACUGACAUUUACAGAAGUAGGACUUUAUUUGGCUCAGAAAAAGGGAAACUGUGUCUUGCAACAUGAAGUCGCAAAUUGCUUACCUUUCACAAAAUUUCUCUUAAAUCCCUUAUUUACCAGAAAGAUUAGAGGAAUGUUGCAACAGGUAUACCACUGCAAAUAUACAAAUAAUGUAAUACCUGAAGGAAACGGACAUUUCUAUUGCAGCAUCUGACCUCAGAGGACAUGUUUUAAAGCAUUUGGGGGCAAACAGGUGGAACUUGCUCUAGGGUGGAUGUUUUUUUUCUGACUAUCACAGCCCUUUGAUGUCCGUCCACAACUUGGCCUUUGCCUGUGAGUUCCUGUUCUUCACUUGAGCUUGUAGGUGAGCUGCUUGCGAUGCCAGCGGAUCCAAAGCGGGGCUGUCAGGAGCCCUGUCAGAAAACCUAUGGUUGUCCCCAGGGAACACGAAAUAGGCCACACCUAGAGGGAGGAACCACAGGAAUCAGCAACAACCAAUCAGCCCUGUCCCCAUAUGGCAGGAGCACAACUAUCUGGCUGCAACAAACAAGAUCACUGUGGUGUUUUAAUGGUCAACUUUUGUACUUAAAGCUUUAAACUGCAUUUUCUUUGUUGUUUUUUACUUUAGGGUUUGAUUUUUGUGUGCAUUUUUGAAGUGUGCAUUUUUGCCUCUCAGCUCUGCUCGAAUUGAUAUGAAUUGUUAAAUUUUAAGACAGAAAGUAAAAAAAAAAGCCAGUGACUUAAAGCAUUAGUUGCUGUUUUAAAGACAUUUGUUGCACAGUACAUGCAAACAGUGAUUUGAGUGUUUUUUGCAGCUUCUAGCAUCAAAUGAAGUUUUUAAAAAAUAAGAGAACCUUUUAUGAAUAUUAUGGAGUAAAGAACUAGUCAGUUGCAAGCAGAAAUCUUCAUUAAGUUUAGCAAAUGGCGCAAAUUAUUUUCUUAAAAAGUAAAAAAAAAGUUGCAAUGACUUUCUAAGCUCAGUGAACAGUGAUUAAUACUUUAUGUACAUUUUGUUUGAUGACUUGCCUCAAAAAUGAUGAUUGCUGAAUAUAAAGUUGUUUUUCAUAACGGU
Messenger RNA from Colossoma macropomum (tambaqui), 2382 nucleotides. It is a transcript of the gene rhoq, whose product is annotated as ras homolog family member Q. Gene Ontology annotation, molecular function: GTP binding; GTPase activity. The transcript is spliced from 6 exons. NCBI's taxonomy places the organism in Eukaryota, Metazoa, Chordata, Actinopteri, Characiformes, Serrasalmidae. Gene Ontology annotation, biological process: cortical actin cytoskeleton organization; small GTPase-mediated signal transduction. The record is from RefSeq and is a predicted model, not a curated record. Bases 188 to 805 code for a protein of 205 amino acids.